Musa acuminata AAA Group (dessert banana) is the source of this 3156-nucleotide messenger RNA. RefSeq names its product probable inactive ATP-dependent zinc metalloprotease FTSHI 1, chloroplastic. NCBI's taxonomy places the organism in Eukaryota, Viridiplantae, Streptophyta, Magnoliopsida, Zingiberales, Musaceae. The transcript has 15 exons. The record is from RefSeq and is a predicted model, not a curated record. Gene Ontology annotation, biological process: proteolysis. The coding region runs from base 126 to 3011 and encodes 961 amino acids. Gene Ontology annotation, cellular component: chloroplast thylakoid. Gene Ontology annotation, molecular function: ATP hydrolysis activity; ATP binding; metalloendopeptidase activity.
UCCUUUCUUCGGUCCGUACCGUUAAACGCAGCCACCGCCGAAAACCCUCCCCGUUCGGAUAAACCGCCGCCCACUUCUUUCGCUCCUGCGCCAAACCCUUCAAUUCGAAAGCCCGACGCUUCGAGAUGCCCAUUUUAAAUCUCCUGGCUGCGAGCUCCGGCGAUCCCCUUCUCUCCUGUCGGGUCUCCGCCGGAUCCCGCCAAUGCGCCGCCGUCGCCGCCCUCUUCCCAUCGCCGCCGACCUCUCUCCACCUCCGGCUACGCUCCAAGCCCUUUCGUCUAUGGACGAAAACCCUCCAUGGAGCUCGGUUCCGUCGAUCUCUCGUGGUCUUCCAAAAGCUUGAUGCCGAUCGAAAUGGCAGCGCCAGAGAUGAUGAUUUCAUAACUAGGGUUUUGAAGGAGAAUCCUAGCCAGGUGGAGCCCAAGUUCCUGGUCGGAGAUCGGUUUGUUACGUUGAGGGAGAAGCAAAGAUCAGGUAAAGAAUUGAACUUUGGUGUAAUUCAGUUAUUGAAGCGGUUGUUUGGGCGGUCCGGGACUAGGAAGGAGGGAGUCGAGGGCGGUGGGAGGAAGGAAGGAGAAGCUGCAGAACCUGUGUAUCUUAAGGAUCUACUAAGGGAAUUCAAGGGCAAACUAUAUGUUCCCGAGGAGGUGUUCAGGGAAAAUUUAUCAGAAGAGGAAGAGUUCGAGAAGAAUGUACAGGAGCUUCCAUUGAUGAGCUUCGAGGAUUUUCAGAAGCAUCUAAAAGCUGACAAAAUUAAAUUGUUGACGUCAAAGUCGACAUUUGAUUAUUCUUCUGAAAUAUAUUAUAGAGAUUUUCUUGUUGACUUGAAAGAGAUUCCAGGUGACAGAAACAUACAGAAAACUAAAUGGGUGAUUAGGUUAAGUGCGAGUCAAGCACGGGCAGCAUUGGAGGAGUACAAUGGACCACAGUAUGAGAUCGAAAAACACACCAUGUCUUAUGUUGGGAAAUCACUUGAAUACCCUCAUCCAGUGGCCUCUUCGAUAUCAAGCAGAGUCAUGGUUGAACUUGCGAUGGCAACAGCAUUGAUAGCUGCUGCAGCUGCAGUUAUUGUAGGUUUUGUGGCAUCUGCAGCUUUUGCAAUAACCAGUUUUCUAUAUGCUGCUACUAUUUAUUUUGUCUGGCCUCUAUCAAGGCCUUUCGUGAAGCUUGUUCUGGGUAUAGUCUCCAGUAUUGCAGAACGUAUGUGGGAGAAUGUCGUUGAUAUAUUCAGUGAAGGAGGUUUUUUCUCCAAAAUAUAUGAAUUUUACACUUUCGGUGGUGUCUCUGCCAGCCUUGUGAUGCUAAAACCUAUCAUGCUGGUUCUUAUCACUAUGGUUCUCCUUGUUCGAUUUACUCUGUCGAGAAGGCCAAAAAACUUUAGGAAAUGGGAUAUAUGGCAAGGGAUUGAAUUUGGACAUUCCAAAUCACAGGCCCGAGUUGAUGGUUCUACUGGGGUCAAGUUCAGUGACGUGGCAGGGAUAGAUGAUGCAGUUGAGGAACUUCAGGAGCUGGUGAGAUAUUUGAAGAACCCAGAACUAUUUGAUAAGAUAGGUAUCAAGCCUCCACAUGGCGUCCUUUUGGAAGGUCCUCCUGGCUGUGGAAAGACUCUUGUUGCCAAGGCUAUUGCUGGUGAAGCUCAUGUACCAUUUUAUCAAAUGGCUGGUUCUGAGUUUGUUGAAGUUCUAGUUGGUGUUGGAUCUGCUCGAAUACGGGAUCUUUUUAUGAGAGCCAAGGUAAACAAACCAGCAGUUGUCUUUGUUGAUGAGAUUGAUGCGUUGGCAACUAGGCGCCAAGGAAUUUUCAAUGAAUCUACCAACUACUUUUACAAUGCUGCGACUCAGGAGAGAGAGACUACACUUAACCAGCUACUGAUAGAGCUUGAUGGUUUUGAUACUGGAAAAGGUGUUAUCUUUCUGGGAGCCACUAAUCGUAUGGAUCUAUUAGAUCCUGCACUCCUUCGUCCUGGUCGCUUUGACCGCAAGAUUAGAAUACGUCCUCCUGGGGCAAAGGGGCGAUUGGAUAUCUUGAAGGUUCACGCACGUAAAGUCAAGAUGUCGCCAACAGUUGACCUGUCAACCUAUGCUCAAAAUUUGCCUGGAUGGACGGGGGCUAAGUUGGCACAGCUGGUGCAAGAGUCAGCGCUGGUGGCAGUCAGGAGAGGUCACGAAUCAAUACUUCAGUCUGACAUGGAUGAUGCAGUCGAUCGGCUGACGGUAGGGCCUAAGCGCUUAGGAAUUGAAUUAGGCCAUCAAGGGCAAUGCCGAAGGGCUGUUACCGAGGUUGGAGUUGCACUUACAUCCCAUUUGCUCAGGCGCUAUGAAAAUGCCAGAGUCGAAUUUUGUGAACGCAUUUCAAUCAUUCCCCGUGGCCAGGCCCUUUCCCAAAUUGUAUUUCUUCACCUCGAUGAAGAGUCAUACAUGUUUGAAAGACGACCCCAGUUACUGCAUCGUCUUCAGGUGUUCUUGGGAGGGAGAGCUGCCGAAGAGGUUAUAUAUGGACGAGACACCUCAAAAGCAUCCUUGAAGUAUCUUCAAGAUGCCACAUGCCUGGCUCGCAAAAUGCUAACCAUUUGGAACUUGGAGAAUCCUAUGACCAUCCACGGAGAGUCCUUUCCUUGGAAAAAGAAGCCAAAGUUUAUAGGCCCGAAGUUGGAUUUCGAAAAAGAACUUUAUGAUCACUACGGGCUUGUAGAGCCUUCGAUCAACUUCGAUCUCGAUGAUGCCGUCGCCCGGAGAACCGAAGAGCUGCUGCGUGACAUGUACGAGAAAACCGUGUCCUUGUUGAAAACACACGUCGCAGCCCUUGCGAAGUCGGUGAAGGUUCUCCUGGAUAACAAGGAAAUAAGUGGAGAUCAAAUCGAAUUCAUAUUGAACAGUUACCCUGCAGAAACCCCAGUAAAGCUCAUCUUGGAGGAGAAAGACCCGGGGAGCCUGCCAUUCUUCCAGGUGGAUGGGGACCGUAGCACGUCGUUGCCGAAGCUGAUACCGGUUGGAGAAGCAGCAGCUCAAUGACACGGCCGAGGGCCGAUGUGUCUCUGGGCUUACCCAGGAAUCGUUCGUUCGUGCGAGUAACGUGUUCACUUUGAUCCCGAAGCUUAGCGUCUGUCAUUCGUAACCGGGCAUUAGCAUCAAUGAAAUGUGUUCUGCUUUGGUUGCA